Microplitis mediator is the source of this 2340-nucleotide messenger RNA. Its product is annotated as neprilysin-2-like. Gene Ontology annotation, cellular component: plasma membrane. The transcript has 8 exons. Gene Ontology annotation, molecular function: metalloendopeptidase activity. Gene Ontology annotation, biological process: protein processing. Lineage: Eukaryota; Metazoa; Arthropoda; Insecta; Hymenoptera; Braconidae. The record is from RefSeq and is a predicted model, not a curated record. The coding region runs from base 163 to 2241 and encodes 692 amino acids.
UAAUUUUCGAUAAGAUAAUUAAGUGAAUCACUAGGAAAACCCCACUCUCAUUUCAUUUUUGGUUGUUGUAUUUAGGAUAUGAGAUAUAUAAGAGUGUUGGUGUGACCUAAAGGUCAUUGAGUUUAAAGAUAUUAAGCAAGAAGGAACAGUUUAAAGUUAAAUAUGAAGAUUUUAGUGAGUAGGAUUUGUAAACAUUCAAAAGCAAGAAAUAAAAAUCAGUCAGUAUUUGAAUGUAGAUUAAAAAUUAUUAAUAUUGGAAUUAUUUUUUAUAUUUUAAUAUCAAAUACUUCGGCUGCUAGUGAUGAAACACAAAACAAUGCUGAACGAAUAAUAAAAUAUCGGGACACGAGUGUAAAUCCAUGUGACAAUUUUUAUCAAUUCGCUUGUGGUAAUUACGCACGAGCGAAUGUCACUCCGAUACAUGAACAACAAAAAUCUAUAGUUGCUGAUAAAAUAAGCGAUUUGAUCCAAAAAGGAACCGGAUCAAAAGAUUUCAAGCCCUUUAAGCUCAUUGACGAUUUAUACAAAACAUGCAUGAACGAAGAUGCCAUGGGACAAGAAGCUUUAGCUAUCCUAGACCGAAUUCUUAAAAAAUUGGGCAAUUGGCCAGUAUUCGAAAAUGACGAAUGGAAAGAGUCGAAUUUCGACUGGAUCGACUUUACAAUAGGAUCAAAAAAAAUAGGGCUGGAUAUUAAUUAUUUUUUGGAUUUGAAACCCUGGCGGCUAGUGGAAUUAAAUAAAACUUCCAUAAGAUAUUUAAUAGACAUUGCGCCAGCCGAAUUCAAAGAUCCUGUUACCAAUGCUUCUGACCCUCUGUUGGUUGCUUACGGAAAAUAUAUCGCGAACGUAUUUGCGUUAUUAAAAAACAAACAAAAUUCCUCGAAGGAAAUAAACGAAAUUAUUGAAUUUGAAAGCCGGAUUUCGGAAAUAAAUUUGCAAAACUAUAAAGAAGCUUACAGAGAAAAAUUGACAAUCCAAGAAUUGAUAAAAAGAUGGCCGUCAAUAAAUUGGAAUGAAUUAAUAAACAAUAUUAUAAUACGUAACCUCAAAACUCCUGUAGAAAUAACCGAAAUAACUUUAUGGUCCAGUCAUGCCGUCUCCGAAUUCAUUGAACUCUUGGCAAAAACUCCGAGACAUGUCCAAGCAAAUUACGCAGUAUGGAAAAUAAUUCAAAACACGAUUCCCCGUUUAAGUGAAAAGUAUCGUAACCUAAAACGCGAAUACUGUUUGACUCAAAAAUGCGAAAAUGCGACACACGCGCUCUCUUGCGUUGGCGUCGUGAAACGACAUUUAGCACCCGCUGUAAAUUUACUGUACGCUAAAAAUUACUACAAGAAUGACAUCGACACGGUUAUUAGUAAUAUGAUAGAUAAUUUGAAAGAGGUUCUAGUGAAUUUGGUCAAUGAGUCAACUUGGAUGGACCAAGAAACCAAGAAAGUGGAGAUUGAGAUAAUCAAAAAUACGCAAUUUGUUAUUGGUUACGAGGAAAAAAAUAAAAGUGACGAAGAAUUCGUUAAAUACUACGAAAAGUUAGAAGUUGAUACGGAUAAUUAUUUCCAGACGCUACUGAAUUUAGAGUUAUUUAGCAUUGAAAAUAGAUUUGAUAACAGUACGGGCUUGGAUGCUGAAAGUUCAAUUAAACUUUUUGACAGUUUUUAUCCUUUGAAUAUAUCAGGAAAAAUAUACAUACCACUGCCGUCACUAAGCAAACCAUUCUUUGAUGUUAACUAUCCAAUGUACGUAAAUUACGGUUACUUGGGAACAUCUAUUGCCAAUGAACUCAUCGAAAGUAUUACCACUUUAGUAAAAGAUUUUGGUCAUGACAACGCCAUUAAUAAUGAAACAAUAACAUGCUUUCGAAAUCAAUUAAAUAUAUUGAACAAUACUCAUCAUAAAUCGACAGCAAACGUAUUAGAUUUUUCAGUAAUACCACAAAUUACUGCGCAAAUGAGUAUGAAAAUUUCAUAUCUAGCUUACCGACGAGCUAGUAAAAAUGUUGAGGAACCAGCGCUACAGCAAUUACCCUACUCGAAUAAUCAAUUAUUCUGGAUCAAUUCCGCACAGAAUUUAUGUACAGAUGAUUUACCAAAUGAGCCGAAAAUAAUUGAUAACAAAUACACAGGUUUUGAAUUUUAUUACGCAAAAAUAUUGACAAGCAUCCGGGAAUUCCACGAUGACUUCAAUUGUUCAAGUGAUAAAUCAUUCAUUAAAUUUUAUGGAAAAUCAUGUAGUUAUUUAUGAUUUCUGUUAAUAUUCUAUUGUCUAUAAUAUAAUGAAUCAUUAAUAUUUAGGUAUUUUUAUUAGUUGUUACUGUAAUGUGUAAUUAAGUUCAGAUUUUGU